UCUGGUGUGUGUGUGGUAAAUCGGGAUCACUACCGUGAGGAAUUUACCGUUUAUCCCGGGGGAAGAAAAACAGGUGGAUUAAUAUAUAUUUGUGUUUGCGGAUGUGAGGCGUUGUGGCUCGCGCGGGGCGCUCAGAUGGAGUAGAAGGUUGCGAUGUCCUCUCGGCUUCUGGAGCGAUGUGGCACAGACAGCAGACCAAGUUUGAACACUUUAUUUGUUGGUUUGCUGACGCCGUGAGCACCGGAGCUUCGCGUGGGGGCGGACGGCUGCGGGGCCGUGUAUCUAUCGUUAAAGAUGGUGACUGGGAGACCAAAGGGACCUCAGCCACACCGACUCUACCGCCACAGCUCCGCAUGGUGACACUGAAGGGUUCCAGUAUGGGCCGUUUGGGCUGGGUCCUCCUCACCCUCCCAGCCCUGCUUUCCCAGAUCAGUGUACCAGCAGCGGCCCAGAAGCCACCUGGGCUAAGUGUGGGGGUGAUCUUGGGUCAGACGAGGCCAAUUAGUGACCAGGAUAUAAUCCCGGUGAGGCAGAACGACGACCCUGUGGAGCUGACCGUCACCACCCUGAGAAUCAACCAGACAGACCCCAAGACAGUCAUCACACAGGUGUGUGAGCUGCUCCAGAAGAAGCCUCUCCAUGGCCUUGUCUUUGCUGAUGGGUCGGACCAGGAAGCUAUCUCUCAGAUCCUGGACUUCCUGUCCUCUCAAACAUCACUUCCUGUCCUAGGGGUGUACGGGGGAUCCUCCAUGAUCAUGGCCGACAAGGAUGUGGAGUCUACGUUCUUCCAGUUUGGAGCAUCUCUGAUGCAGGAGGCGUUACUGAUGAUGAACAUCAUGGAGGAAUAUGACUGGCACAUCUUCUCUAUAGUCACCUCUAAGUUCCCCGGGUACCAGGAGUUCAUAAAUGUCCUGCGCGUGACGGUGGACCACAGCUUUGUGCGUUGGGACCUUCAGAGUGUCGUCACGCUGGACGCUGUGGACGGAGACGCCAACUCUAAAGCUCAUAUCCAGCUGAAGAGGAUCCAGAGUCCUGUAAUACUGCUGUACUGCUCCAAGGAGGAGGCUAGGUAUAUAUUGGAAGAGGCCAGGUCUCUGGGUCUGACUGGGUCGGGCUACAUCUGGAUCGUACCAAGUCUGACCACAGGGAACCCCGACUUCACCCCAGACAUCUAUCCCCUGGGGAUGAUCUCUGUGUCCUACAACGAGAUGGAGUAUCCCCUGGAGAGCCGCCUUAGAGACGGAGUGGGCAUCAUCGCCACGGCAGCCGUCGCCAUGCUGAGGGAGAAAGGGGAGGUGCCUGAACCCCAAGGGAACUGCUACAGCCAAUCAGAGAAGGGAAAGACUCUGCCCAGCGCCCUGAGAGGGAACAUGAUGCACGUGACCUACGAAGAGCGGGACCUGUCCUUCACCGUCGACGGUUACCAAGCCAACCCCAAACUGUCCGUCAUUGUCCUUCAUCCAAAUAGGACAUGGGAGAAGAUGGGUCGAUGGGAGAAUGGGACCUUGUCUCUGAUGUUCCCGGUAUGGCCCAGGUAUAACUCGUGGGGAGACGAGGAGGCCGAUGAGAACCACCUGUCUAUCGUGACUCUUGAGGAGAAGCCCUUUGUCGUCGUUGACAACGUAGACAUCCUGACUGGGACCUGCAUGAGGAACUCUGUUCCCUGUAGGAAACAUGUUAAAGAUAACUCUACAGAAGGCGGAGGAUCCUAUAUAAAGCAGUGUUGUAAAGGGUUCUGUAUCGACAUCCUGAAGAAGAUCGCCCGGAACGUCAAGUUCACCUUCGACCUCUACCUGGUGACCAACGGAAAACACGGGAAGAAGAUCAACAACGUCUGGAACGGCAUGGUGGGAGAGGUGAUUCAAAAGAAGGCAGCGAUGGCAGUGGGGUCGUUGACCAUCAAUGAGGAAAGGUCAGAGGUCAUAGACUUCUCUGUCCCCUUCGUGGAGACGGGCAUCAGCGUCAUGGUCGCCCGGAGCAACGGCACCGUCUCCCCCUCCGCCUUCCUCGAGCCCUUCAGUGCGUCUGUCUGGGUGAUGAUGUUUGUGAUGUUACUCCUGGUCACGGCCGUCUCUGUCUUCCUGUUUGAGUUUGUCAGUCCACUGGGAUUCAACCGCAACUUGGCCCAGGGCAAAGACCCCCAUGGUCCGUCGUUCACCGUUGGGAAGGCGGUGUGGCUGCUGUGGGGUCUGGUGUUCAACAACUCGGUCCCGGUUCAGAACCCUAAAGGCACCACCAGUAAGUUCAUAGUGUCGGUGUGGGCCUUCUUCGCCGUCAUCUUCCUGGCCUCUUACACAGCCAACCUGGCUGCCUUCAUGAUCCAGGAGGAGUUUGUUGACCAGGUCACGGGACUGUCUGACAACAAGUUCCAGAACCCGUAUGCAUACUCCCCUCCAUUCCGUUUUGGGACGGUUCCUAACGGUUCAACAGAGAGGAACAUCAGGAAGAAUUACCCCGACAUGCACGAGUACCUGGUGAAAUAUCACCAAGGAGGAGUGCAGGAUGCACUGGUCAGCCUCAAAGCAGGUAAACUGGAUGCCUUCAUCUAUGAUGCUGCUGUGUUGAACUACGCUGCUGGCAGAGACGAUGGCUGUAAGCUGGUCACCAUCGGCAGCGGGUACAUCUUCGCCACCACCGGCUACGGCAUCGCUCUGCAGAAAGGGUCGCACUGGAAACGACAGGUGGACCUGGCUAUACUGGCCAUCAUAGGAGAUGGUGAGAUGGAGGAGUUGGAGGCUAUCUGGCUAACGGGGAUCUGUCACAAUGAGAAGAACGAGGUGAUGUCCAGUCAGCUGGAUAUAGACAACAUGGCUGGAGUGUUUUACAUGCUGGCUACCGCCAUGGGCCUGUCUCUAAUUACCUUCAUAUCAGAACACCUCUUCUACUGGAGGCUGAGAUACUGUUUCACUGGAGUCUGUAAUGGACGACCUGGUCUGCUCUUCACCAUCAGCAGGGGUAUCUGGUCUUGUGUCCACGGGGUCCAUAUAGAGUUAAAGAAGAAGCCUCCGGAGUUGGACUUCUCUCCUCAGGCCAACAUGUUACACCUUCUGAAGUCAGCUAAGAAGAUCACCCUGUCUUCUUCAUCUCCUAAACGCUCCCCGGCCUUGCUGCAGCCCGGUAUCAUGAACAUGAUGAAAGGGAACUCUGUCGUCAGUCUGUCUCCUAAAGGCCAGGGUGGUCUCUAUAGCAACACUUCCACGCUACAGGGCUUCCUGGGUCGGCACAAAGACCUGCUGAAUAACUCAUCCCCAGGCCCGUACCCGGGGAAACCCAAACCCCACCCCUUCAGCCUCAACGACGUAGAGGUCAGCGUUACCGCCGACAACGGCAAACCCCACCCCCCCGGCCCGGCCGGCCCCGCUUCCAAACCCCGCGCCCUGUGGAAGAAGAGCGUGGAGACGCUGAAACAAGGACCAAUCCCGUUGUCCGGUCCCGCUGGUGGUCCCGCCCCCGGAUCCGCUGGCUCCGCCUCUGUCCCGGGCCAUGCAACAAUGAAGAGCCAGCGUUACCUCCCUGAAGACCCGCCCCAUUCCGACAUCUCCGAGUGUUCCAGCCGGCCCCCUCCUACAUGGAAUCCGAUCUGGGGGGGCCCAGGAUGGGGAUGGGGGGGUUCAAACCCCCAAAAGACGGGCUGAAAAAACGCCCGGUGGGGGGGGUGGGAGGUGUAGGAGGGGGAGGCUGCAGUGGGAGGAGCCACGAGAAGAUCUAUUCCAUAGACUCAGACCAGGCCAGUCU
Oncorhynchus tshawytscha (Chinook salmon) is the source of this 3735-nucleotide messenger RNA. Its product is annotated as glutamate receptor ionotropic, NMDA 2A-like. Gene Ontology annotation, molecular function: transmitter-gated monoatomic ion channel activity involved in regulation of postsynaptic membrane potential; NMDA glutamate receptor activity. The coding region runs from base 177 to 3635 and encodes 1152 amino acids. The transcript has 19 exons. The record is from RefSeq and is a predicted model, not a curated record. NCBI's taxonomy places the organism in Eukaryota, Metazoa, Chordata, Actinopteri, Salmoniformes, Salmonidae. Gene Ontology annotation, biological process: monoatomic ion transport; excitatory postsynaptic potential; long-term synaptic potentiation. Gene Ontology annotation, cellular component: postsynaptic density membrane; plasma membrane; postsynaptic membrane.